Molecule: messenger RNA, 1413 nt
Organism: Nestor notabilis (Kea)
Lineage: Eukaryota; Metazoa; Chordata; Aves; Psittaciformes; Psittacidae
Gene: PLD5
Product: phospholipase D family, member 5
Exons: 9
Coding region: 97-1413 (438 amino acids)
Molecular function (GO): catalytic activity
Source: RefSeq, a predicted model, not a curated record
AGUCCCAGCAAAGAUGCAUUGUGAUCUUUGCACUGGUAUGCUGCUUUGCAAUUCUGGUUGCACUGAUAUUUUCGGCAGUGGAUAUUAUGGGAGAAGAUGAGGAUGGACUCACAGAAAAGAACUGUCAAAAUAACUGUCGGUAAGAGGGUUGCUCUUGUGGAAAAUAUUCCUGAAGGUAUCAACUAUUCAGACAGUGCACCAUCCCAUUUGUCUCUUUUCCAAGGCUGGAUGAAUUUGCUUAAUAUGGCUGAAAAGUCUGUUGACAUAGUAUCUUCCCAGUGGGACCUCAAUCACAGUCAUCCAUCAGCAUGCCAGGGUCAGCGUCUUUUUGAAAAAUUGCUUGAACUGGCAUCCCGAAAUAUUGAGAUAAAACUAGUGAGCGAUAUACUGCCUGUGGAAUCAAAGGUAUUAAACGACUUGAAAACAAAGGGUGCUGAAGUGUUGUAUAUGAACAUGUCAGCAUAUAAUGAAGGUCGGCUUCAGUCAUCUUUCUGGAUUGUUGAUAAACAGCACGUGUAUAUUGGAAGUGCCAGCCUAGACUGGAGAUCGCUGGGACAGAUGAAGGAACUUGGCGUCAUUGUAUACAACUGUAGCUGUCUGGUCCUGGAUUUACAAAGGAUAUUUGCCCUGUACAGCUCAUUAAGAUACAAGAAUAAAAUACCACCAAGUUGGUCUAAGAGACUAUAUGGAGUCUAUGAUACUCAAAAUAAACUGACACUGCAGCUGAAUGAGACAAAAUCAGAAGCUUUUGUGUCGAAUUCACCUAAACUCUUCUGCCCAAAGGACAGAGUCCUGGAUAUUGAAGCUAUAUACAGUGUUAUUGAUGAUGCAAAACAGUUUAUAUACAUAGCUGUCAUGGACUACUUGCCAAUCGUCAUUGACACCAACGCUAAACGGUACUGGCCAUAUUUAGAUGGGAAGAUAAGAGAAGCCUUAGUAUUACGAAGUAUUAAAGUACGACUUCUCAUAAGUUUCUCAAGAGACACAGAUCCCCUUACUUUUAACUUUGUUUCAUCUCUAAAAGCUAUUUGCACUGAAGUUCCAAGCUGUAGUUUGAAAGUUAAAUUCUUCGACCUUGAGGAAGAGAAUGCGUGCUUUCUUAAAGAACAGAAGAACACUUCCCUUCCCAAAUUAAAUCGUAACAAAUAUAUGGUGACUGAGGGAGCUGCAUACAUUGGUAAUUUUGAUUGGGUAGGCAAUGCUUUUACACAGAAUGCUGGAGCUGGCCUUGUUAUCAACCAAGCAGACGCGGGGAACAGCACAAGCAUCAUUAAGCAACUCAAGGCUGUUUUUGAAAGGGACUGGUAUUCACAUUAUGCCAAAAGUUUACAACCAACAAAAAUCCCAAACUGCUUUAAUCACAAACUUAAUAAAGCAACAUCAAAUAAGACUGCCAUGAGCAAUGUGAAUUAG